Molecule: messenger RNA, 5883 nt
Organism: Vespa mandarinia (Asian giant hornet)
Lineage: Eukaryota; Metazoa; Arthropoda; Insecta; Hymenoptera; Vespidae
Gene: Teh2
Product: tipE homolog 2 phospholipid transfer protein
Biological process (GO): regulation of sodium ion transport
Cellular component (GO): plasma membrane
Molecular function (GO): sodium channel regulator activity
Source: RefSeq, a predicted model, not a curated record
CGUCUAUCGUUGUAUUCGUAGCGUUGGUAGGAACUCAAUCGGAGGGUAUUGAUUUUUUGGUACAAUACGGCAACAACGAGGUGGAGCCAUCGCAGCUCCAGUGCGCGUACCGCCAUAUUUGUUUCCCCCAGGCCAGAGUAUCGUGACUGCGGAAAGUGAAUUUUCCAAAGGGGCCUUCUUCGUCGUUUCCACGAAAAGGAGUCAUCUACGCAUUCCCCUCCUGGAGGAGAGUCCGGCUCGUCAGUCGAUAUUCUCCCUGCGCGGGCACUAUUGAAGUGUGGGGAGGGGGGGAACGCGUGGUUCAAAUUCUCAUCUCGAAAAUACUUUUAUGAAAAUUUCCAAGAAAAUAAAUAAAAAGGAGAGGGAGCUAAUUGAAGUCCGGUAUCUUCUUUACGCACUGCCCGCAGCACAUUUUUACGCAUUCUACAAGCGCAUUUCUUAUCGUGCAUACUGCAUGCGACGAGAAAGAGAGAAAGAGUGAAAAAAGAGAAAGAGAGAGAGAGAGAGAGAGAGAGAGUGAGAGAAAGAUAUUAAAAAGAAAAAAGGAAAAUAAAAAAUAAAAGAAAGAAAAAAUAGGCUUCUUGUUGGCUCCGCCUCUCUUUUUUUUAUGUAUCGACGAGUUAUACAACUCGUUCGGGAGAUCAUUAAAAGAAAUAUGAUAGAUAAGCUUUUUAUCGUGAAAUAAAAUCUAACAAAAAAAAAUAAAAAGUAAAAAAGGCAAGAAGAGGAUAAAGGUAAAGGAAAAAAAAGAAAGAAAAAGAAAAUUCGGCGUAUUCGUAUAUAGCUCUUAAGAGUCCCCCUUCUUCUUGAUUGAUUGAUCGAUUGAUUGAUUGAUUCGCCGCGACGAGAUUAUGUAUACGUAGAUAGAAGAAAACAGAGUUCACAUUUUUAAGAUCCGAGCGAUUUUUAUCGUAAAUUUACUACAACAAACGCACCAAACGCUCGUGCACGCUUCAAAGAUUAAAAAAAGGAAUAAAUAAAUAAAUGAAUGAAUGAAUAAAUAAAUAAAUAAAUAAAUAAAUAAAUAAAUAAAAAAAAAAAGAAAAAGUUUAGUAUUAGCCACGUCGACGAACGUCUGGCUUUAGGAAUAAAAGGGAAGAGCAGACAAAAAUUAAAAAAAGAAAAAAAAAAGAAAAAAAGAAAGAAAGAAAAAAGAGAAAUAAAAGAAAUUUGACGAAUAUCUUUCCGUGUCGUAAAAAAAAAUUUGCUGGCCUAUCCGAUAUUACUCCGCCGCCUUGUUUGCUUCCUGAGAAAAAUAAUAAGUGAUUAAAAGAAAAAAAGAAAAAAAGAGAAAAAAGAAAAGCAAAGAAGAAAAAAUAUCGAAUUGCCAUGUUCAUAGUACGAAAUCUAUCGAUCGAUCCUUUCUCUUUGAUUAUAUCGCUUUGAGACUUCGCCUGGGAUAAAAAAAAUACUUUUUUUUUAAAUUAAUUCGACGGCAAAAUUCGAAGAUUCGAAUUUCCAACGACGAGAGUCGUUGUGACUCCGUCGAUUGCAGAUAAUAAAACUCGUCCGAAUCGACAUAAGCGGGGUCCUUUUGACCCUGAAGAGAUACCAAUCAUUGAUUCCGACGAGUCAACAGUUAUCAUGGGUGCCCAGGAAGAGGACACCAAAUCUAAUAAAUCGAGUGCCAUCGGCGGUGUCAUACCGAUGGCAAAGGUUGCUACAUUGGUCGAGAAGGCUAAAUUUUACACGUCUCUCUGUUUGGGUACCACCGCUAUUCUCGCGGUCUUUGCUUUUCUAUUCUUGAUACCGUUCGUUGUCGAGCCAGCGAUCUCGACGAUUCUUGCGGAUUUUUCACCACACGCGGUCGCCUGCAUCACUACGGAACACGUUUAUGCGGAAGGCUUGAAGAAUUGUUCAUGGGCGAGUUGUAGAGAAGGUUGCACGAGUGCAGCAUUACGAUGCCAUCAGAUCAAAGUGAAUUACACGAGGUUACCUUUCAACCAAUUUAUAAAAAAACCAAUUGGUUCCGUACCGUGGGACGUAGGCGAUACGAAAUUUUUUGUUAACACGGAAGGUUGCGGCUAUCCACCAAGAGUUAAUUGUUCCGAUUUUGCAAAAAAAUAUGGUUAUCGUAACAUAGGAAAAAUAUUUCCAUGUUAUUACAGUAGAACGCAUCCAGAAACGGUAGUGGCAAGGUAUUCUUGGGAUGAAAAUUUGAAACAUCUCGUACUGGCGUUGGUCGUACCAAUUGUCUUAUUCGCUGUCUCCCUUGGUGUAUUGUGCUAUUGGUAUUGCCCACCCGUUAGGAAGACCUGCGGAGGACCUAGUCGAAAUCUCAUUGAAAAGUACGACCGAAAGGAAGACAUCCUCGGAGAGGACGAGUUCGAAGAGGACGAAGAGGAGUACUGACUGCUACCACGGGCUCACCCCCCGGCACGGGAGUGACGCCAAACAUAUUAUCGAAGCGACUCCAACGUACUUUAUGUUUGAAAAUUUAAGCGAAAUAUUUCGGAUACUCGUCGAUCAAAACGUUCGAUAUCCAAAUAAUGAUUUUGAAGAAAAAGAAAAAGAAAAGAGAAAACGAUCAGAGAGACAUCAUCGCAUUCGGUCGUUGCUUCCCAUUCAUCGCCAAUUUCGAUAUAUUCGACUUUCGCGUCUUUUUCAACUACUGUUCCGCUUUAUUACGAUUAAUAUAGUAAGCAUGUAUGAAAGUUUAGCGAUAAUACGAAUUUUUUCUGUUUCUCUUUUUCUUCCUCUCUUUCUCUCUCUCUCUCUCUCUCUCUUUCUUUCUCCUCUAUCUCUUUCUCUUUCUCUUUCUCUUUCUCUCUCUCUUUCCUUCUUUCAUUUUUUCUAAUUGUCAUUUUAAACGAAGCUUCGAAUAAAACAGUUACUACGUAACGAUAUUAAAUGAAAGUUUAAACGUUUUUCAGAGAGAAAAAACAAAGAAAAAGAAAAAAAGAUAAUUUUAUUCCUUCUAGGCCUCGUACCAUCAAUCCUAUUUGCACAUAGAUAAAGGAUAGUACGAUAAUACUUUGCACCCUUUCUUCUUUAAAUUUUCGCGUACUCUUCGCAAUAUUUGAAUAAUAAAAAAAGAGAGAAGAAAGAAGUACGAACAGAACUUUUCGUGUCGCAAUUUUACGAAGGCAAUAAUUCGACUCCGAUCUCUAAUAACGGAGACGUUAACGGAGUAUGAAUAUUAAAUUUUACGAGGUAAAGUAAGUCGAGAGUCGAGUUUGAAGAACGCCUAGAUCGUCUACCAGUAUUCUAAAACACGAUUCGAAAGUGUUCGUCGUGAUCAAGCCGCGCCUUCCCACGUAUACACACGUGAUAUGUUUAUCAUAAAGAGUAAUAAAAAGAAUAAAAAUAAAUAAAUAAGAUGAUAUCGAAAAGAAUGGUAUAAAAGAGUAAGCUUUCCGAAAAAAGAAAAAAAAUGUAAAGAUAAAAAGUGGCGAAGUUACCAAAGCGGUACGCUUUUAAGCAGCAUACAUUUUUACUAGAAUAAGCAGUUUGUGAUACAAAAAAAAAGAAAAAAAAGAUAGAAAAAGCAACAAAAAAAGAAAAAUAAGAAAUACGGAGUAAAAGAAUCAGAAAAGAGCAAAUCGUAUCUUAAGUAACGUUUAAGCUGCCCCUUUCGAUGUUAAGUCGUUUCUAAAGACAAAGGGACAGGGAAAUCGAUGCCGCAAGUGCCAGAGCUUUCUUUUACUUGAUUCUCUCGGAAAGCUUUUUUUCAUGCGAGAUCGUAUUUCCCAGGAAUAGUUUCGAUUCGUUUAAUUCGUCGUAUGUAAUAAAUCACACAAAUAAUGUGUGUGUAUGUGUGUGUAUGUAUGUGUAUCAUAUUCGUCUCGUGUGGUCGUUCGACGAUAGUUCAAAUUAUUGAAAUUAAAUAAAUUACGGAAAAGAAUAUAAAUGUUAUGGAGAAAUAUUUAACAAGAUUAUCGAUGAAAGAAAAUUUUAAAAGAUUCGAUAUAUAUGUAUAUAUAUAUAUGUAUAUAUAUAUAUGUAUAUAUAUAUAUAUGUGUGUAUAAAUAUAUGAUUGUUGAAAUUUAGAUUAUCAUCGAUCGUAUUCCGAUAUAAACAAAAAUAACAAUUAAAAAGAAAAAAGAAGGAUAGCAGGCGAACGACGACACGUUCGAUUCUAGGACUUCUUAUCGCACCAAAAAAUUUUAGACUAAGUCUAACUCGUUAAGCGAAAUCUGUGAAUAUUAUCUUAUUAAUUAGUUGUUAAACGAUCGAUCAUAAGUAUUGUUACAAAUUUUAUAUGCGGGCGCGCAUGCUCACGCAGUGCUAGUCGUUAAGGGGUGAAUAGGAAAAUAAAUACAUUUAAGCGCACGUGUGUAUGUGUACGUGUGCAUGUGUAUGUGUGUUUCUGUCUGUAUGAGCAAACGAAUAUGAAUUGUUAAGUUAAACGUUUUUGAUGGGUGGUCGAGCGAUUUGCAUUUCUGUAAACUACGAAACGAGUUUGACGCGAGUUUUUAUAUUAUUCUAGCAAUAAUUUUCGCGAUUAAUGAAAAAUUAAAUUAUUCGUUUUUAUUAUGAAGAAGAAAGAAAAAAAAGAAAAGCAAAAGAUUCUCGUAAAUCAUAGUCGUUAUUAACGAUAUAGCAUAGAUUAUAUAUUUUUGGGAAACUUAUCAAUGAUCCGUGCAUGAUUCGUCGAUUUAUUUGAAUAAUUCUAUAGAACGUUUCGAAGUUUAUGGAAAGGAUUUCGCAUACCUCGUACAUCUAGAAUGGUUGUGAAUUCUUUAUUAUGCCUAACUUGAGGUAGGUGUCAACGUAACAGAAAGAAGAAUUAGAUUCUCUCUCUCUCUCUUUCUUUUUGACUAGUACCAAAGAGUUACGGCACUCAUUCCCCUCUCGAAGCUUGCUACUAACCGAUUUCUAUUCAUUGCAUAUUAUAAACGUGGAAAAGGAUUUGAUAAACGAUAGAAAGACAUAAUUGUUUUAUUUUAUGGGCCUCCUUCGUCAAUUUUCUUUUUUUUUCCUUUUCCACGAUUAAUUUAAUAUACCUAACAAAUAUCAUCGAAGAUGAAGCAUUUUAACGACGAAGUAUCGAGAUUUAAAAAAUUCUUUUGAAAAGGUCCGUUCUUAAAUCAUAUCAAUGUGUUGCCGUAAGAAUGUUUGUAUUUUAGUGCCAAUUGUUCGAUUCAUCAGAUCGAUAAGUCCAUACGUACGUACCUUGUUAGGCCGUAGUUGUUUAUGAUUAAAAAACGGCGAGUGAUAACAAAAAGAAAGAUCAAUCCGAUGAAAAAACAACGAUACAUAACGUUUUCUCGAGUUUAAUAUUAGGAAAAUAUUGCAUAAGUUAUUUUGAGACAAUGGUAAUAGAGUUAUUCAAUUAUUUCUGCAAGGUUUAGAAUCCAUAGGGCAAGGUUUACAUAAAUGCUAUAGUAAGUUAGAGAACGGCAGUGCAUGUGAAAUUCAUUUCUACAAAUAGUUAUGUAACUAACGUAAAGCUUUUACUUUCUCUUUCCUCUUUAUCAUACACUCAAUUAUAUCUAUCUAUUUAUCUAUCUAUUUCUAUCCUUAUAUUUUCUUCUUAUUUAAUAGAUAAUAAUAAUGCGUCUUUGCACUUAUUAUAAACUUUUAACUCCGAUAUCGAUCCUUUCUAACUCCUUCCGUCGCUUUACCUCUCCUAUGACUAUUUCCUCCAUCGCCUCUUUCUCUCUCUUUCCCUUUUUCCCUCUCUCCCUCUCUCUCUGUAAAUAAUUUUAAUAAAAAUUACCACGAAUACUCUUGAAAUAAACGCUUCCCUUUUCGCUAUUCGACUAUUUUCAACGAUCUACUGAAAGAGAUUCUUUCGCAGCUUCAUUAUCUACGAAUGAUUAAAUCUGGAUAUAUAUUGUAAAUAGCAUAUUGUAUAAAUAAUAAAAUAUAUGCCCUGCGACACUAAAGGACUAUUGUAAAUAAGAACAAGAAUUGUAUGAUUCCGUUUAAUAAAAAUAC